AUGCCGCCACUCCUGCCGCACCGCGAACCGCAGCUGAUAUCCUUGCCUUCAUCACGCAAAUGCCAAAGCCCCUCCCAAUGCGGCAGGAAGCACCUGCCGUUGGCAGACCUGUGUCAUCAGAACGACAAGGGCAGCAGUGCUGGCGCUGGUGGUACCCGAAAGGUGUCCGGCCUUGGUGGGAGGAACGCUAGCACAAAGAAUGCAAGCUCCGCAGCGGCGAGUGCGUCGGGACUGCCGCGGUUGGCAGCGCUGGCUGCCGUUCCGCCGUCGCUUGACAUGUUCCUGACCGCUUCUAGCAAAGCGCUUGAGAGGGUGGUCGUGAGCGACAACGAGAGCGCCCAGGUAAUGCACAGCAGUGCGGCCGCUCCUGCCGCCGCCGUCGCACCUGCCGCGGCAACCCAGCCCCUAAAGUCGUUGACCGUCAGCCCCUUCACCGCGCCCGUGUCGUUCGAGUCGUCGGUGUCAGCGGCUGCAUCGGCAUCCCUGAGCUGCCCCUCGAAUGGGCUUAUCCGCUUCACGGCCAUGCCGGCGGAAGAGGGUUGCAUCCUGCCACUGCCCGCCGCAGCAACGACACCGGCAGAAGUGUAUCUUGAGAGUCGCGUAAGCUACCCGUACAAUGGUGCCGACGCGAUGGCCACCCUCAACCUUCCCAGCCCCCCGCCCGCAUCCUCCCCGCACGUAGACUUGGCCGACCGAGGCGGAUCAGCAGCCGCCACCACCACCGCGCCUCUGCUUCGUCAGCAGGAAAGUCGGAUCUCCCUCUCCGAAAGCACGCCGAGAGCACCUCCGAUUUGCCAAGAGCGACUCUCGCCAGCCGCAGGGGCGAUGAAGCCGACCAAUUCUCCAGCGGGCCCCUUCUCGUACCCCGCUGCCGCCCCCGUAGCAGAAGCAGCGGCAGCGGCAGAGGCAGCAGCGGCCGCGACAUGCACAACAAGCACGACUUUCAAGGGCGUCGCCUCUUCCGCUGCUGCGCUCACCGCGCACCCCGCCGACUACGGCAGCCGAACGAACAGCGUCGGUGGCACCCUGAGGCACGAGGCUGGUGGGGCGGCGGCCUUUGAACACGCGCCGCAGCAGCAGCCACCAUCGUGCCCCCCUCGCACAUCCGAGUCUUUUGCCACUGCUGCUGCCACAUACCCCACAACCGCUGCCGCGCCGGGCUCACCCUCGGGCCCCUUGAAGAUGCAGCCGAGCUCGCUGCUCUCACGAAUGACAACGCCAGCAGCGGCUCGCGAAGUAGUCGCUGCCGGCGUUGGAAACCGAGACAACAGCAGUGACAUUGAUAGCACGUCACCUCAGCUGUUCGCCUCAGUUGCGUCUUCACUGCUUGUGCCACUCGCGGUGUCAGAGACAUCGACAGAGAGAACGCGCAUCACCCCUGCAGGCUCCGUCAACUCUCUCUGCGUCUACAGAGCGCCGCCGCCGCCCUUCCUCCGCGCACCAUCGGACGCCACCAGAUCCGGCAGCCCAACAUCACUCUCGCCCGUAGCGGUGACCGCAGGAACCGGGGUGGCCAUGGACGUGGUGGGCUACCUGGAGUACGGGUACGACACACUGUGGCGCACCCUCGCGCGGUUUUUCGCGGCCGCGUUUCUCCCGCACAUUUUUUUGUGGCAUGCAGUUCCAGCCCUGAUUCCGCAGCUGGCGACGAGCGCCGCGGCGGAGGCAGCGGCCCCGCCAUGCGUGCGAGUGUACGCCGUGGCGUGCAACCACCCCGAGGUGGUCUUGUUCGCGCUGGAGCUGUUCGUUGCUGGCGUUAUGCUUUGGAGUCUCGCGCGCUACCGUCAGCUCAGUACUGUGCAGCGAUCUCGAAGGCACCACAGCCUGCACGGUGGCCUCCAUUGUAACAGCACAUCACUUGCCGCGAGGCCCAGCAGCGCCGGCGUCGGUUCGGCAUCCGUGGCAGCGGCUCGGAUCGCUGGGGUGUGGUGCACGGCGCACCUUCCCACCACCACCACCAAGAAGCUCGUCGACAGUGCGGAGUCACCGUCGACGUCGAUUGAGAUGGCGGGCAUGCGGCCCCUGUCGUCAGCGAGAGGUCUGCGUCUGCGGCCGCUGCACAGCCCCGGUGCUGGCGGUAUCGGCAGCGGUCUUGCGCAUCGCAUCGGCUCUCACACCACCAUGCCGCUGCUGCAUCUCCCGCUGAGGCCAUUCGGUGGGGUUCGGAGUGCGGCGACGAUGGUAGCGCGAGCGGCGAUCUCCGGGAGUGCGACACCUGUGCGAGAUCCCGCAAACGUCAGCGCCUACCCUGCGGAGCCUGGCGGCGCCAUGCGCUGCUUCGGUGUCAGGAGUGUUAGCGGCGCCAUAGUCAGCAACUCGACGCUCAGCGGUCGCAGCAGUGCAUCGAGCGUAGGAACGCCUUCUCUAUCACCCUACCCGUUUAUGGGGCUUGCGACACCGGCAGCAGAAGUGAUGCAGCGUGGCUUUAGCGAUGUGCACGAGAUCGAUAGCCUUCUUACCCCUGGUGAUGCUGGUGGUGGUGGUGGCGGUGCCAUCACGACGUUGACUACUCCUUUCGAGGCGGAGGAGAGGCAAUCUGGAGGGAGCCUGCUCCACGGCCAUCAUCCUCGCACCGCCACGUGGGAUGCGCCUCGGUUGCAACAGCCAUCACGGGAGCUGCUCAGCGGCAGUGAUGCUGGCUGUCAAAGAGUGUUUCCAGCGUCGCCGCCGACGUCCGUGGUGACGCCGGCUGCAGCGGCGGUCGCGGCGAGUGCGGUGCGCACCGACUCGCUUCUCCUGUCCCCCGGUGGAGCCGUUAAGGCCGCUCCCGCGCCCUCAUCCCCCAUCUUUGGGCGUGAUGGACCCGUGCCAACGAUGACGUACUUCGGUAUCGGGCUCGGUUUUCUCGUCUGCGCGGGCCUCGCCGAGUGGCGACUCUCGGUCGACUACUACUUCGCAUGGUACAGCUUCGCGCUUGACACCAACGCCGCCUUGUGGUUCUGGCUGGUCCCAGUCUGCCUCCUGGGCACCGCCGCGUACGUGGUGCUCUUGAUUGGCGGCCACACGUUGCGCUGGCGCGCGCUGCGGCAGCUGCACGAGAGUAACGCACGCGGGUGCCACAACGAUGACGAGGAUGAGGAGGAGGCCGCCCGUCAAGGGGCAGCGGCGGCGGCGGCGCUGUGUAGACUUCGCUGGAUGUCGUGGUGUUUCGCCUGCGUUCCAUACCCGCACCCGGACGUGGCGCUGUUCUUCGACCUGCCAGAGUCCGUUAUCAUGCGGCCAGACGCGACGGCCCUGUUGCCUAAAUUGGCCAGUCGAGGCUCGAUGGUGGGUGCCUUCGCGGUCGACGAGUCUGACGCAGUAUCUCCCAUAGUGCUGUGCACGCCCAGGGAAAGAGGCUUCUGUGAUGGCGGUGACGAGACGGUGUACGAUGACGAGGUCAACGCUAGGGGGUCUGCUCUGCGGCAGCAGAGCAGAGUGCUGAGGGAGUCUGGCAAGGACAAGUAUGGAGAAGCCGUCUUUCUAACUACCGAUGAUACGCUUGAGCCUGUAGACGACAUCUUGCGCCUGAAGCGGGAAACACCGGAGCAGAGCACGCCGGCGCCUGACAUAUCCGGUGAUGUAGGGAGCCUCGCCGUCGCCACUGCGCUCGACAACUUUAAGACGGCGUCCCUGCAGACCAUCACCUCUGCUGCAGCGGCGGAUGUCAGCGGUAGCCCGUGCAAGCCGCUGCUGCCGCCGUUGUUGCCACGCCGGCCACUGUCGAGGGUUUUUUCCACGGCGAUGGUGCGCUCCUUCCCCAUUGGCAGAAGAAACCUCAGCGGUCUCGGCGCAUCAUUUAGCCCCGCGUCUUCCCAGUCGCUGUGGAUCUUCGGCCAACGGCCGCAGCGCGGGUGCGCUGCGUCGCGCACCUGGGUAGAGCGCGCGGCUCGCCAGCUUCGCAUCCCCAACUUGACCAUGCGGCUGAGGCGUUUGUGUGGCCUUACGCAGCAGCGGCGAGCAGAACAGCGAUCGCAGCGGCGGGCGUGGACGUCGUGGUCCGGCGAGCGUGGCAGCCUGGAGCGCCUGGUCGCCUGGACGUAUUUGAUCAUGUUAUUUUUUUUCUCCCAGGCUCUGCUGUCGCUCAUGUAUUUUACGUGGUUGUGGCGCAGCAUCGCCGGCGAGGCAGCGACGGCGGCCAUGUAUGCUACCGACACGGAGCGCGCCGCGAUGCCGGUACCGCCAUCCUUCGUGGUGUACGGCUGCACCAAGUGGCAGCAAAGCCUGCGGAACGUGCUCUGGGUCAUCCCACCCUUCUGCGCGAGUGGCGACGUCAGCGUCUCCUCACCGCGGCCGUCGACAACGUGGUCGAUGGCGAGUCAAGUCGCACUGCUCUUCACGCUACUAGGCCAGCGCCACUUUCAGGUGGCCUACCUGUACACGAAUGUUGCCCUCCCCAUCGGAUUUGUGAUCUCCCUGUGCAUUCUCGCGCAUGAGGUACAGCUUCAUAUCAAGUCGCGCCGUCUGCUACGGCUGCUCGCGCUUGCAAAGUCGCGGGUCGAGACGGCGCGCAAGGUGCGCGAAGCGAUGCUGUGA
Molecule: messenger RNA, 4515 nt
Organism: Leishmania major strain Friedlin
Lineage: Eukaryota; Euglenozoa; Kinetoplastea; Trypanosomatida; Trypanosomatidae
Exons: 1
Coding region: 1-4515 (1504 amino acids)
Source: RefSeq, a predicted model, not a curated record